GAGUUUAAUGUUUGUAUGUUUCAGAAGCAUGGAGCUGCAGCAAACAUUGAGCAUAUUAAUCGCCAUCUGUGCUAUAAUUUACUUCACAUGGUUCCGAGGACCAUCUAUGCCAUCUGUUGUCACCGAAACACUUGACAAUGAAUACGAUUACAUCGUGGUCGGUGCCGGAUCAGCAGGUGCUGUCAUUGCAUCGAGGCUGUCGGAGGACGUCGGUUCACGCAUUCUUCUGUUGGAGGCUGGAGGAGACUACACAACCAACGCCUCAUACCACGUUCCUAUCCAAUUUUUCGACCUCCAGAAAACCAGUGCAGACUGGGAGUACUAUACCGUGCCUCAAAAAUAUUCCCACCAAGGAAUGGUAGAGGAACGUUCAUACUGGCCUCGUGGAAGACUUCUUGGAGGUUCUAGCAUUUUUAAUUCCAUGCAAUACACGAGGGGAAGCCGCCAUGAUUACGAUGAAUGGGCAGAUAUGGGUUGCAACGGAUGGAGUUACGAAGAUGUUCUACCAUACUUCUUAAAAUCUGAAGACAUGUUGAUAGACGAUUUAAAAUCAUCAAAGUAUCACAACACUGGAGGUUACAUUGGAGUCAGCACGGGUGGGGUCACCCCGAUUGCCGACGUUUAUCUGAAAGCGGGACAAGAAAUGGGAUACAAGCUUAACGACUACAAUGGGGAAAUACACCAGGGAUGGAGCCCAAUGCAGCUUACAAUUCGCAACGGAGUGCGCAGCAGCACGUCUCUUGAGUUCCUCGGGAGGGCAAAGGGACGUCCAAAUCUUCAUGUUGGCAUUCACAGUCUUGUGACAAAAAUAGCGUUUGAAAACAAGCGUGCUACAGGAGUUUAUGCAAUUAGGAAUGGGAGGAAAUAUUUCUUUAAAGCAAAUAAAGAAGUCAUUGUAUCCGCAGGAGCGGUAAACUCUCCACAGCUGCUUAUGCUUUCUGGCAUAGGGCCAAGAGAACAUCUAGAGGAUCUUAAUAUUAAAGUUGAAGCUGAUCUUCCAGUUGGCGAAAACCUCCAAGACCACAUGUUGAUCCAUAUGUUUUCACCCAUUACAGAAGAUAUUGGUAUUACACGUAAUAAAAUAGACAAUUGGGUCACUGAUCUCCGAUACAAAAUGUUUGGCACAGGGAUAAAAUCUAUAGCUGGAUUGGACGCAACCUCUUUCUUCUGUACUUACGAUACUAAACAAAAGGAUUGUGCCGCAGAUAUCCAGUUUAUGAUGUACAGUGGCUAUAUGGACGAAAACUAUCUUUGCUUUAAAGAUGAUGUUGCUAAUGCGUACCUAGCUCCAAAACCAAAUUUGCCAGGGUUCUCAACAGUCAUCAGUUUGCUGGAUCCAAGGAGCGUUGGGACCAUUCGAUUGAAAUCCGACGACCCAUUUGAGUACCCUCUUAUAGACCCAAAAUACUUCUCAGAUAACAGAGACGUCGACACUUACAUUAAGGGUAUCAGAUUGUGGGAAAAAUAUCUUGCAACUCCUGCUAUGAAGAAAAUAGGAGCAACAGUGAAUAAAAUGAAAUUGCCGUUUUGCAAACAGCACAAGUUCCAGUCUGACGACUAUUGGGUAUGCGUUGUACGUCAUUUAGCGUACACGGUUUACCAUCCGGCUGGCACGUGCAAAAUGGGGCGUGUGGAUGAUCCUACUUCUGUUGUAGAUCCACAACUCCGGGUAAAAGGUAUUAAGGGUCUUCGUGUUGCAGACGCUUCGAUAAUGCCAAAUGUAAUUUCUGGAAACAUUAACGCACCCGUUAUUAUGAUAGGUGAAAAGGCGGCAGAUUUGAUCAGAGGAAAAGUAACUGUUGACCAUCUGAAAAGGAAGCUGUAGACCUUUUAUCCAGAUUUAAAUAUUCUAUCAGACAUUAGUGUACUUGUUCUUAAAGUAUAUCAUAAGUUAAUUGAGUUGUUUAAUACAGAAUAUGAAUUGACUUUGAGUGAAAAGGAUUCAGAUUUGAUUGAAGGAAAAGUCAUUGUUAUGCGAAAAGGAAGCUGCAGACCUUUUACUAAGUAUAUAGGUUGAAAUAUUUUAUCAGACAUUAGUGUACGUGUAAUUAAAAAUAUGAGAAAAAGAAAAGUAAAAUGUGUUGUUUUAUACAGAAAAUAAAUUGACUUUGAUACAUCUAAGUGUGUUUUAUAC
Molecule: messenger RNA, 2134 nt
Organism: Mya arenaria
Lineage: Eukaryota; Metazoa; Mollusca; Bivalvia; Myida; Myidae
Product: glucose dehydrogenase [FAD, quinone]-like
Exons: 1
Coding region: 8-1825 (605 amino acids)
Molecular function (GO): oxidoreductase activity, acting on CH-OH group of donors; flavin adenine dinucleotide binding
Source: RefSeq, a predicted model, not a curated record